AUGGAUAUUUCUCAAUAUCUAUUAUCAAUCUCUACCAUUGAGGACUUAAACACAUUAAAUAAAUUUUUUGUUAUAAGUAAACUAUCAAUUCAAGCCUCACAAGUCAUUAAUGAUCCUCAUAAUCGUCUUCAAUGGAUCGACAUAUUAUCUAAAGUGAAAGAGAUCAAAAUCUCUUUAGAACAAUUUAUUCAAGUGUAUCUAAAUAAUCAAGAAGCAUUUAUACAAUUUCCAUUCGAUACACCAGUGCUUAUUUAUCUUAUUAAUCGAAUGCAUUCUUCAAAAGAAGCAAAGGAAUCGCCAUUUAGAACUUUUCUUCGAUUGAACCAAAAUCUAAAACUCAACAAUAACAUGUUCUUUGUACAAUUUCAAUCGAUAUUCAUUAAUGGUAUUAAAAACAAAUGGUAUGAAAUGAAAGAUAUUGCUGAAUUGUUCAUAUCGCUAAGAUCGCAACAUCAACUAUUUGAUCAAUAUUUUUCUCACUAUUCCUCUAAUGUGAACACAGACGAUCUCUGGGAUAUGUUUAUAAAGUUAUGUAAAAUUAAUGCUAUCGAUAAUGUUAAUCAAAAACAUGUAAUAGCAAUAUUAACUGAAAAAAUUCCAUCAACUUCCGUCGGAACAUUCCAUCGAUAUACCAAAUCAGCCAAGAUUUCUUUAGAAGAAAUCAAACCUGAAUUUCGUUCACGUUUCAUCGAAUUAUUCGAGAAAAUCUUUGAUGCUUAUGUUAUUAUGCAGUUCGAUUAUUCACAAUAUUCGUAUCAGCUCUCUCGAACAGAUUGCAAAGAUCUUUUAGAAGUCGGUCUAGAAAUGUCCUCAACUAAUUGUUUAGAAAGAUCUUCUUGUUUACUUCUUGUUCGUAAAAUCCUCUGUGAAACUGAAAUUUAUUAUAAGACCGACGCACAAAAACUCAAAAGUCUAUUUGGAAAUUUGAAAGAUUUUGAUGAGAACUUGUGUCAAAAAUAUGCGGCAGAGAAAAUCAUUGAUGAUGAAUGGUUAAACGAUUUUCUCAUCACUAAUUUGGAAAUUUGGUUAAAAUUGGAUCAAGAGACAUAUAAAUAUUUAUGUGAAAAUCAUCAGAAUAACCCUUGGGCAAUCUACAUUUGGUCACGAUUUGUACAUUUAAGUCUUUCAAAAAUACUAAAUAAUAAUCAUGCAGAUAUUUUAUUCAAAAUUAAUGAUUGGAUGAAAAAAGUUAAACAUCAUAUUUAUAAUCCCACGGAUAUUUUCACAAUUAUAUUAGUGAAUAAAUUAUUUGAACUAGUACUUAUUAAAUACUUCAGAUCAAUUUUAUUGUUACCAAAUAUUGAUAUAAUUAUGAAUUUCAUCAUAUCUAUGCGCGAAAAUACAUCUCGAAGAAUAUAUGUCCGACAAAUUAACAAUUUUAUUAGCAAUGGUUUAGAAAAGGUUUAUGAAGUUUUCCAUUUGAAGAGUAAAUGUUCAUUAUAUCGUGAUUUAUCAACUGAUUCAAUCAUUCGUUGUUUCCUUCCGUUGAUCGAUUUACAUCAAAUUCUUGGUUCAGUUGAUCCUCAACAAUAUAAAUUUCCAUUAACAAAUGCAAAUAUUGAUGGUAUUGUUGCUUUACCUAAACCUAAAGAUAUCGAUAUAACAAAUAUCGAAUCUAACGAAGAAUUUUUUGCUCGAUUUAUUCGACAAAUAAAUGAAUGGUUUGAUUGGUUUGAUCGAUUUAUUGAUAUUUUUCAACAUAUCAUCGAUUGGUUAAAAAAUCAUAAUGUUAAUUGUUCGAGUCAAUUAUCAAUGGAUUUAUUAAAUAUUCGUUAUGAUUUCAAAAUAACUUUUGUCGAGAUGAGAUUAAUUAUUGAUCGUGUUUUGAAAAUUUUACAACCAUUCAAAGAUCUUCGACGUCUCUGUCAUCUAUUCAAUUGUUUGAUUUCAUUUCAAAUUCUUAAUCCAGGAACAUUAAAUACUCAGGAUAAUACAUUGAAAUUUCUUACAGAAUUAAAACGUUUUCAACCAAACAACACAUUUAUGGUACAAGCUAAUGCCACUUACGAACAUAUUAUUUCUAUAAGUGAUCGACAACAAAUUCAAUGGUCAUUAGCAAGUGAAAAUCAUCCAUGUCAUAUUACUGUUAAAUAUCGAAUUCAUGGAAAAAAUAAUCAAUAUGAAAUAUUAUAUCAAAAAGAAAAUGUUCCUAUUCAUAAAAAUGUUCUACAUGGUCAAUUUGAAAGUCAACGUAAUGGUCAAUUAAUAAUAACGAUUGAUAAUAAUAAUAAUAAUAAUGAUUCAUCUCGAACAAUAUGGUAUCGUAUUAAAUCUAUUAGUUUAUCAACUUGUUAUUUAUUUCAUGGUAUAUUUAAUAUUCAUUAUGAUAAAUGUUAUCAACAAAAUCCUCAAAUUAUUUCUGAAGAUGAUUUUAGUAAAUUACUUGAUCAAGUAUUUGAGUUUAUAAAUAAACUUUUAAAUGGUGAUGUAACUUUACGAGCUAUGGAAGAAUUACGAACUAUUUUCUAUGAUAAAAAUAUUAAUAUACGAGAAGAAGUUAAAAAAUUAUAUACAAAUCGUACGAAUGAACAAAAUAAUGAUCAAGUAAAUAUUCCAAAUAUUGAUUCAAAUGAAAAAGAAAUUGAACAAGUUUGUGAAUGGUUACAAAUCUAUCAAUAUUAUAGUCAUCUCAAUAUUAUUAUGAAAUGUAUUGAAACAUUCGAUAUUUUACCAUUAAAUGAUGAAGAAGAAACAAUUGGUCAUUUAAGACGUUUGAGUGGUAAUGAAAAUUGUUCAUUAAGAGAUAUAACUCAAGCUUAUAGAAUAUUACAAGAUUGUUUUCAAAAUUUAACUCAUCAACAUUUACAAUUAAUUAAAACAGCUGUUGAAUGUUCGAAUGUUAUUGAAAUGAUGCGAAAAUCCGAGCUUUAUUCUACUCAUGGACGACGACGUUUUCAAGAAUUACGAGAUAAUUUAACAACACAAUUUCAAUUACAAGAAUUGAAUAAUAUGAUUCUAAAUUCAUGGAUUAUAACAUAUACAUUAAUUGAACCAUUUAUUUUUCAAGCUAAAAAUUUCAAAGAUUUUGUUCAUUGUCUUGUUGAACUAUCAAAUUUAGAAGAAAGUUCAUUAAAUCAUAUCAAAGUAAUUAAUGAUCAUAUACCAAUUGUAACAAUGUGGUUAUCAGCAGAAGAAACGACAGUGUUAGACAAUGCUUUAAUUACUAUGGAACAUUUAUAUAAAAGUGGAACUGUUGAUAUUUAUUUACGACGUUUAACGAGAAAACCAUCAUAUUAUGAAAUUGGUUAUUCGAUUGAUCGUAUACAAAGUGAAGACAAUGAUAGAAUUAAAGCAAAAAAAAAUCAAUUUCUAUUAUCAAUGUCAGAUAUUGAUGAUCAUAAACGUCAAUUAACAUUUUGUAAUGUUGAUGUUCAACAAAAUUUAAUCUAUAAAAAAACUUUAAUUAAUGAACAAUUAAAAUUAUUAAAAACAAUUGAAAAUAUCUAUCAUAUUUUUACUAAAUUAGAAUUAGCUGGUCAUCCUGAUUAUCAAUUACGAGAUGAACAUUAUGAAAUUCAUCUUCAACACACUAAUGCUGGUUCAAUGUUAAACGAUUUACGUAGUCAUCAAAAUGCUCUCUUAGAAAAUGCUAUUCACAUUCAAAUUCAAAAUUUACAAUUAAUAUACAAUACAUUACAAGCGACAUAUGAUAUGUGGAUACAAAAUCUAGAGAAAUAUCGUCAAAUAUGUUCAUUAUUAAAAUUAUUUUCUAAUCGUGAAAUUAUGAUUUUAAUUAUUCUACUUCGAACAUCGAAUGCACCGAAUUCUAUUCGAAAUAAUUUUCUAAAAAAUUUAUUUUCAUAUAGAGAUUUAAAUAAUCAAAAUGAUGAAGAACAAAAAUUAGCUAUUCAUUGUCUUGAACAUUAUCUUCGUUCAUUAAGAAUUUCCCAAGCAAAUUUAACUACAAAUCAGCUUGUUGAACUUUAUCAAAAACAUCGUAUUGAAAUUGAAUUAAAUACAGAUAUGUAUUUGAAAAUACUAUCAGAAUUUCUUCAAGAUUUAUUUGAAUAUGAUGAUGAAAUAUUUCAACAGAAUCACGUACAUAAUGAAAAUCAACAAUUUCUUGUUAAUAUCAAUCGUCCUUCAUCGACUGCGAAUGAAAUUUCAUUUGCACAUGAUUUUGAUCUCGAUACUUGUUGUAUUCUAUUAAAUAUCUUUGAAAAUCAAUUACCAUCUUCUUAUCAAAUUCUUUGGUGUUCUAAUACAACUAAUGAAGAUAUUCAUUUAUUUUUUUCUCGUAUACGAACAUUUCCUUCUCUUACAUUUGUUAUUAUGGAUAUUGAUAAAAUGCAUCAUCGUCUACGAGAAUUACUUUUACAUGAACAAGAUUUACUAACACGUGAACAAAAUAUACAUGGAAGAGUGUUUUAUUUUUCAUGUGAAUUAACAACGCGUCGAAAAGGUCUACGAGAAUUUCAAAUACCAACUAAAUAUAAAAAUUCUAAUCAAAGUUAUCAACAUUUAAUGAAUCGAUUCAAAGAACAUCACAUUAUACCAUCACAAAUUCAAAUUAUCUGUGGUAAAACGGGUAUUGGUAAAACUCAUCGUAUCAACAAAGAAUAUAAAACUGAUCAUACGUCAUGUUUUAGUAUUAAUGAUAAAUUAAAUCUUUCAUUGUUAAUCAGUUCAUUUCUUUUAUUUGAUUCAAAUAUGAUUAAUAAUAAUCCAUCGAUUUUUUUCAAUAUAUCUAUUCAUGCACCAUUCGAAGAAUUAAAUCGAACAUUAUUUUCACUUUUCAUUUGUGGAUGUUUAAAGGAUCCAGCUAGUGGUUUAAUAUUUUCAUUACCACAUAUUCGAACAUGGAAAUUUAUUAUUGAAAUUCCCUAUUCAGAUGUUUUUGGUGUUGAUGUUCGAGAAAAUUUCAAUCUAAUUUUGCCGAUUCUUUCCAUUAUUUCUCCAUUAACAGUAGAAGAAGUUACUGAUGAUAAUUAUCAAUUAUCUAUUGAUAAAGAAGAAGAAAUUGUAGCUCGAUUCUUAAAAGCAUUUGAAGAUAAAACUAUUGAUCGUAUGGUAACAAUGACAAAGACUGGCCGUGAAGUACCCGUUAAUUUCGAACCAAUAACUAAUUUUGAUACAUGUCGAACAUAUAUUUAUAAUUGUAUAAAAAAAUAUUGUCCAGAUUUACCAAAAAAUAAAAUCUAUGAACUUUCAUUUACGAAAUUUUUAUAUCGUCGUGUACGUUUCUUUGAAGGACAUUACUAUUGUUGGAAUCAAAAUAUUCAAAAUUUAGGUACUAUUGCUAUGCAACAAAUGAUUAAUGAAGCAAAAUCUUUAACACAAAUUAAUUUUCAAGAUAAUUAUUAUCCUCGAGUUUAUCUUAUUUAUGAUCCAGGAUUUGCUUUACAUUUAUUACAUGCUAAUUGGAAUCAUGUUUCAAAUGAAUUAAAAAGUUUUUUCAAUAAUUGUGAUCCAUUUAAAGAUGAACAAUAUCAAAAUAAAGAUUAUUUUGCUAAAUGUUUAUCAUGGUUAAUUGAUAUUAAAUAUGAAACAUUUAUGAAAAUUGUUCAUGAAACAAAAUUUAUUUUAACAGAAAAUUUUGUUUAUAAACUUUUUCAUGUACAUGAACGAAAAUUAACAAAAUUAGCUUUAAUUAUUGAAGGUGAUACUGGUGUAGGUAAAACAUUUCUUUUGAAAUUCUAUUCAUUAUUAUUGAAUUCAAAAAAUACGCAUAAUUCUCUUCAAAGAAAUAUUAUUCCAAGAAUUAUGGAAAAUUCUAGUCUAUUUCUUCUUGAUAUUAUUGAAACGAUCAUAGAAAAACAAACGAAUCUCUUGAGUAUAUUUCUUCAACGAAUCAAAUCAAAAAUUUUAGAUUUAGAAAACAAUAAUGACAAUGAUAAUGAUGAACUCCUCAAUCAACGACCAAGACCAGUGCUAAUCCUACCUGUAGCAGAACAACAACAAAAUAAUGCACCAGUCGAUAAUAUUCUAUUAAAACAAGUUAAACUUUCUUUAGCAAAAUAUCAAUUAAAAAAGAAUAUUCUAUAUUUCAUUUGGAAAACAAUUCUUAAUGUUGCAACUGAAUAUCCUCUGAUUUCAACAACAACAUUAAUUCAAAAAUUACAUGUCUAUGUUACUAAUGAAUUAGUAAAAUAUCCAUUAAUUGAAAUUAGUUCUCGAUUGAAAAGUUUACUUCAAGAAAUUUGUUCAUCUACUACUGAAAUGUCCAUUGAAAUAUUCAAAGAAUAUUUAUUUUAUAGUCAAAUGAAAUCAUUAUUCUAUCGUCUUCUUUUACAUCCUGGUAUAACUGAAGAACAAUUAGUCGAAUUUAUGUCACCUAUUUCUCAAUUAGCUCGAGAAAUACCACAAAUAGAAAUAGUCAUUUUCUUUGAUGAAGUUAAUACAGCAUCAUGUCUUGGUCUAUUCAAAGAAAUGUUCAUGGAUGGAACAUUACAUGGUACAAAUAUACCGAAAAAUAUUUUCUUUACAGCUGCUAUUAAUCCAUUGAUAAAAAUUGAAGAAAAUACACCACAAAUUCAUCGUAGUGAUUAUCUUGUUCAUGAUUUACCACAAUCAUUAAAAGAUUUAAAAGUUUCCUAUGGACCUUUAGAAUCUAGAACAUUAGCUGAUUAUAUUGUUCGAAAAAUAGCUAUGUUUCAAAUAACUUCAAGAACAAAUAGUGAAAAAACGAUUCCAUUAGAAGGUUUUGUUCAACAUACAUUAGCUGAUGCAAUUUUACGAGCACAAGAAUUUUGUGAACAAAAUCUCGGAUGUAAUUCGGUUUCACAACGAGAGAUUCAACGAUGUUUCAAUUUAAUAGAAUUCUUUUGGAAAAUGCGAUAUGAUGAUGAACUUAAGUAUGAUCAAAAUACAUAUACACCUAAUCCUACUCGUUGUAUUGCUUUAUCAAUUGCAUUAAUCUAUUAUUUUCGACUUCCAACAAAAGAAGAUAAUUUUCAACGUAAUGACAAAAAGACACCAUCACGAGAACAAUUAGCUGAAGUUCUCUGUAAAGCUAUACCAAAUUUUGAUCAAGUCAUUCAAAAUGAAUUAGAACGAUUUGUUAAUACAAAUAAUUUUAUUAUUCCACAAGGAGUAGCAAUUAAUCAAGCUGUUCGUGAACAUAUCUUUUCAAUUGUAGUUAGUAUUGUUACACGAACACCUUUAUGUAUCAUUGGUGUACCUGGUCAAUCGAAAACAUUAUCUUUUCAAAUUGUUCUUCAAAAUCUUCAAGGUUCACAAUUAUCAGUAAAAUCAUUCUGUAAACGUCUUCCUGCUGUUGAUCCAUUCUUUUGUCUUGGAUCAAAAUAUAGUCGUUCCGAAGAUAUUGCUUCUGUUUUUGAACGUGCUAUCAAACGUGAACAACAAUAUGAACAAAAUCGAACGAAUACACGAUGCGUAUAUGAAGCCUCAUUACCCGAUGAAAAGAAAAUGAUCUUAAAAGUUUUACAUCCUUAUUUAGAUGAAUGUAAAGUAGCAUUUGUGGCAGUUGCUAAUAAAGCAUUUGAUGCGGCUAAUGCUAAUCGAAUGAUUUGUAUUUAUCGUUCAUUACCAUCUGAAGAUGAUCAGAAAAUUUUAGCUUAUGGUUGUUUGGGUUUACAAUUAGAAAAACGACAAGCAACCAUUAAUGAUCGUCUUGAUAAAAUCAUCUAUGGUUUAUGUCAGGGUUAUCGACGAAUUCUUUAUUCACCAGAUAUUCCUCAUAUAUUUCAUGAUCGUGAUUUUAUCUAUAUGUUAAGAGAAUUACGAUUUGAAUUGACAAAUGUAAAUGAAAUUGAAGAAAUUAGUAUAGGAGAAAUAACACCAAGAAGUUUAUUACAAGCAUUAGAAGAUAAUUUUAAUGGAAUUCGAAUAGAAGAAUUUGAUAAAUUAGUUGAUAUUUUUAUUACAGCUGUUGGAGAACAAUGUCCUGAUUUUCGAGUAUUAAUCACUGAAAAACAACAAAUUCAACGUAAUAUUCCAACAAUUCUACAUAGUUCAAUGAAAUUAGAUCCAAUACGUCGUCGUCUCUAUGGUAGAUAUAAAUUAAUAAUUGAUGAAUCUGAAGAUGAAAGUGCUGUUCGUCUUCUAUUUCAAUUUGGUAUACUCGAUUCUGAUCCAAAUCGAACAACUGUUUUUCGUAUGCCUGAUUUUCUUGAUGAUAUUGAUAAUGAAUUACGAAAUGUUGAAAUCUUAUCAAAUAUUAAAUUAUGUAUGGAAACAGGUAAAACUAUUUUAAUGAUUAAUACAGGUCGUAUUCAUGGUUCACUUUAUGAUGUUUUCAAUCAAAAUUUUUCUAUUAUGGCUACUGAAGAAAGUCGAAAAAUCUUUUCGAAAGUAGCUAUUGGUCCGAAAACAAUUGAUGUUAUUGUACAUGAAGAUUUUCAAUGUAUUGUUCAUAUUAAACGAAGUGAAUUUAAAGAUAUUCCAGCACCAUUUUUAAGUCGUUUUCAAAAAUAUUCUUUAAGUAUAGCAGAUUUUUAUUCAAUUCAAUUACGAAAUAUUCCUAUCGAAGAACAAAAUCUUAUGAAAAAUAUUGAAAUAAAAGUUCGAUCAUUUAUUGAUCAUUUUGGAAAAGAAUAUUUCUAUGGAUUUAAUAAUGAAACAUUAUAUUCAUGUCUUUUAUUAUUUAUUAAAAGAAAUAAUCAAAACGAAUUUUAUCUAUCAAAUAUUCAUGAUAAUUAUACACAAUUAACAAUUCAAUCAAAAUCAUUCAUUGAACAAGAUUUAAAUAAUAAACAACAAUGUAUUCUUUUUUCUAUUCUUUCAAAAUUUUUACAAUUAGCUUCACCUGAAUCAAUGAUAUUUAAAUUACCAACAUUCGAUGAAAAUACAGCUCGAUUAUUAUGUCAAAAUUAUUUUUAUCAACAUGAACAUUUUAAUAUUGAAAAUUUUCUUUAUCGAUUUAUUUCUAGUCCAUCAUUAACUAUCGAUGAUAGAGAAUUAUUAACUAUGAACGAUACUACCUAUCAAAAAAUUAAUAAUAUUAUUAUUACAAGAAAAUUGAUGAUAUUCACUCGAACAUCAUCAUUUGUUAUUGGCUUAAAUAAACAAUCACAAAAUGAUUUAUUUCAUAAGAAUGAUGAAAAUUAUAUGACAAUGAACAUUAGUGAAAAAGUUGAUGUUCUAAAUCUCGCAAUCAUUGAAAAUUCAAAUGAAUUACUUGAACAAUUUCAAACAUUUGAACAAUCAAAUCAAAAAUCUAUUCUUAUUAUUGUUAUUGAUGGUCGUAUUGGACAACAACGUAUACAUAUUCCAUUUGUUCGACAAUUAAUUGACAAAACAGAUCUUUCUUGUAAUAAAUCUUCUGAAAAUCCAUCAAAAUUUUUUAUUAUUCUAAUACAUUCAUCUAGUCAAGAACUUAAUUAUAAAUUAUGUUUUCCUUCAAUAUUUUUAUAUGAUUGGGAUUAUUGGUUUCUCGAUACAUCAACACCAGGUAGUGCAUUUCAUCUACAAAAAAUGUUACAAAUAUUUACUUCAAAAAUUGAAAAAUCUCAUCAAAACGAAACAAUAAAUGAUUGUUUUUAUGAUUUAAAUAUUCUUUUUGAUGAUUGUCUAUGGGAUUUUUGUUCUCGUUUACAAAUCAAUGUACAUAAAUUAUCACAAGAAUUAUUUAAUAAUUCGAAUGCUUAUGAAUUCUAUCAACGACAAACAACUACUUAUCGACGUGUUCAAUGUUUGAAAAAUAUUUUUCAACAAGUAAAUCAAUUACAAAAACAUAUCAUUACAAUUUAUCAUGAAAAUGUUUCAAUGAAAGAAGAAUAUUUAAGAAAAAAUUGUAAUUUAAUUUAUGAUAUUUCAAAAGAUACUUUAUGUGGAAAACAUUUAACUAGUCUUGUUGAUUCUUUACCAUCUCAUAUACGAAUAUCAUUUACAAAUUUUGUUUCACAUAUUUUGAAAUAUAUUAUUGAUGAUUAUGGAUUAGAAUCUUUAACUAAAUUAUCAAAUAAAGAUAAUGAAUAUAAUAAAUUACUUGAUUUAAUUAAUUAUUCAUCAUUUGAUAUCAAUCAAGGAAUAUUAACAUUAAAUAAUCAUUAUUCUUGUAUACCUCAAACACCGUUAUAUUAUUUAUGUCGACAACGAAUCAAAAGUUUUGCAGAUGAGAUUAAAUUUAAAUUGGUCCAUCGACAAAAUAAAUUUCAAGGUUUCACAUUUUAUUUUCUUAUCUUUGUUUAA
Molecule: messenger RNA, 10092 nt
Organism: Rotaria sp. Silwood2
Lineage: Eukaryota; Metazoa; Rotifera; Eurotatoria; Philodinida; Philodinidae
Source: the annotation of a GenBank genome assembly